GUGCGAUUUGCCCGAGACCAUGCAAGCCACGGGUCGCGAUCAAGAUUUGCAAGAGCGCGUGUCGUACAUCCAGUCGGCCACCAAGGACGGCGACAACAAGGGCUAUGAAGAUGCCAAGACGCCCGGGGAGCUCGAAGACGGCGCCCUCGUCGCGGGUGGGGCCCUCGACCUCUUUUCCCGCGAAGCCAUCGGUCUCUUCACCCAAUAUGCGGCGAUCGGGAUCAUCUACGGCAUGAUCCCGGCGCUCAACUACCCCAUCUUCAACGUGUACCUGCAACUCGAGGGGUACCAGACCGCGUCGUACUCGACGUUGGUGACGCUCGGUUGGUCGUUCAAAGUGUUUAUGGGGAUGUUCUCGGACUGCUUUCCGAUCUUUGGCGACCAUGAUCUGUUUGUCCAUCAUGACGUUUUCGUCACUAUUGUCCAUGGCACGUUGCCGGCGUUGCCUUGGCAGACUGCACACCGUUUCAAGCAAACUGCGACAUUUGCCACGAACCAGAUCUGGAACCCGGGCCAUCCCCUUUAA
Messenger RNA from Aphanomyces invadans, 526 nucleotides. RefSeq lists its product as hypothetical. The record is from RefSeq and is a predicted model, not a curated record. The transcript is spliced from 2 exons. The coding region runs from base 20 to 526 and encodes 168 amino acids. Lineage: Eukaryota; Oomycota; Saprolegniomycetes; Saprolegniales; Verrucalvaceae.